Hemicordylus capensis (graceful crag lizard) is the source of this 954-nucleotide messenger RNA. Its product is annotated as olfactory receptor 6F1-like. Gene Ontology annotation, cellular component: membrane. The transcript has a single exon. The record is from RefSeq and is a predicted model, not a curated record. The coding region runs from base 1 to 954 and encodes 317 amino acids. Gene Ontology annotation, biological process: G protein-coupled receptor signaling pathway. Lineage: Eukaryota; Metazoa; Chordata; Lepidosauria; Squamata; Cordylidae. Gene Ontology annotation, molecular function: G protein-coupled receptor activity; olfactory receptor activity.
AUGGCAAACACAGAAUGGGUGCAUCUUCCAAACAACACAGGAUUCAUUCUCUUGGGUCUAGAAAGAUUUAGUGAAUUUCAAAGUUUUCUCUUCCUAAUAUUUCUAAUUGCCUACAUUGUGACCAUGGCUGGGAACAUCCUCAUUGUGGUGUUAGUCAUCUUUGACCAUCACUUCCACACUCCAAUGUACUUCUUUCUGGGGAAUCUCUCCUUCCUGGAGGCUUGCUACAGCACCAAUAUUCUCCCUAAAAUGCUGGCUGGACUGCUGGAUGGAGGCACCACAAUAUCUCACACGAGUUGCUAUACUCAGUGGUACUUAUUGGGAUGCCUGGGUGGUACUGAGUGUUAUCUACUUUCUGUGAUGUCUUAUGACAGAUACUUGGCAAUCUGUAAACCUCUACAUUAUGCAAACCUCAUGAGCACCAAGGCUUGUAUCUAUCUGGCAGCUGUAUCAUGGCUGAAUGGAUUUAUAGAGACUUCAGUCUUACUGGUUUUUAUGUCGCAGUUAGUUUUCUGUGGUCCUACCAAAAUUGACCAUUUCUUUUGUGAAUUGCUCACACUAAUAAAGCUGUCUUGCAGCAAUACAAGAGCAGUAGAAGUUGUGACUUUCAUCAUAGCUGUCAUAGUCACACUUCCCCCUUUCCUCCUUACUCUGACAUCUUAUGCAUGCAUUAUUGCUGCCAUCCUGAAAAUCCCAUCUACGACUGGAAGGAAAAAAGCCUUUUCCACUUGUUCUUCCCAUCUUAUUGUUGUUUCCAUUUUCUAUGGGUCCUUAAUAUUUGUCUAUAUGUUACCAAAGACAGAAGCACUGAGAGGCCUAGACAAAGUUUUCUCUCUCUUAUACACUGCCUUGCCACCUCUGGCCAAUCCUUUCUUAUACAGCUUGAGGAACAAGGAGGUAAAGCAAGCUGUGAGAAAAAUGUUGGUAAGGUUUGUGAUUGAUAAAGGAUACUAG